Messenger RNA from Ceraceosorus guamensis, 1980 nucleotides. Its product is annotated as TRP-domain-containing protein. The transcript has 2 exons. The annotation marks the transcript as partial. NCBI's taxonomy places the organism in Eukaryota, Fungi, Basidiomycota, Exobasidiomycetes, Ceraceosorales, Ceraceosoraceae. The record is from RefSeq and is a predicted model, not a curated record. Gene Ontology annotation, biological process: fungal-type cell wall biogenesis; transmembrane transport.
ACAUCAUCCGUUGCGUACUGCAGCGAUCCGAUCGCCAUUCUCGUAACCGAUCUGCAGCUUUCCUUCUUUCCCGACAAUCGCACGCUCGAGUUUAGCAUCGCAGCUGCGUCCACGCAGGACGACUUGAAUGUCAGCAUCGCCUUGACGGUGAAUGCAUACGGACUGGGUGUAUUCAAUGCCAACCUCAAUCUCUGCGAUUUGGGAGGAUCGUUUUUGUGUCCCUUGCCCCAAUAUCAAUUCAGCGGAGGCGGAGUAUUCCCCAUACCCAAUCAAUUCAACUUGGACAUUCCGACGAUCGCAUAUACCAUUCCGGAUCUCGAGGCAGUGGCCACGCUGGAGCUGACGGACACGAACAGAAACUCUGUUGUAGGCUGCGUUCAGGCGACGCUCUCCAACGGUCAUACUGCACGUCAGCCUGCCGUUCUGUGGGCGACUGUCGGAUUCGCACUUCUAGCGCUCUUUAGCUGCUUGCUUCACACCGCAAUGGCUCAGAGCGUUGGCGCUGCGCAAUGGAGAAUAGUGGAUGUGAUGAUGGUCAUCCAACACCCUGCAGUCACUUCGUUGCUCUCGCUCAAUUAUCCCAUCGUCUUUCUCAAGUACGGCUCCAACUUUGCGUGGGCCAUUGGUCUGGUCAACAUCCCAUCGCUGCAGCAAUCCAUCACAAAGACGAGGCAGCGAUACGGGGAUUACAGCUCGGGAACAUUUGGAGCAGCGUUGACUGCCCAGGUCGGCAGAAAGUACAAUCCUUUCAGCGGCAGCACUCCUCAGUCCGGCGGCAGCGAUGGCGGUGGGCUCGGACGGCUUGUCGAAGCGGGAUCCGGCUUGAUGAAGCGGGAUCAAUAUGCGCCCAACACAGGUCCAAACGGAUUUCCAGUCACCAACUCAAACAGCGUGCAACUGCAGGUCGUCGGUGGCAACACCACCAGCGGAGAUUUGGGUCGUUUUGCGGAGCGUCAAAACGUGGCGCCUGGCAACGCGUACCUCACUGUGCUCGUGUCGGCUGCUAUCCUCUUGGCUAUUCUGAUCGGCGCGUUGAUCGUGCUGUACAUCGUCGCGCUGGUUGCCAGGAUCCUCACGAACCGCAACGGCAAAGGCGCGGUCUCGCAUUGGUCUCACAGGAUCACCAGGCCCAGGGAGUUCUUGGGCGUCGUGACGCUCUCCAUGCUCUCGCGAUACUUUCUCAUCGUCUUUCCCAUUCUCACCAUCUUUUCAUUCUACCAAUGGAACUACGGAAGCUCGUGGCCACCUCACCUGGUCGCUGGUCUGGUGUUUGGGCUCUUCCUAAUCGUCGGCGCAGUCUUCUUGGUGCCAAUGAUCAAGUACGCGAGACGUGGCAGCGCCGACGACCUCUACUUUGCCAAGGGCGAACCACCAGAAAAGGGCACCUUGAUCGCUAAACGUUGGGGCCACACAGCUCAUCCUUACCGACCAAAGUUCUAUUGGUUCGCCUUUGCCUUUGUGCUGUGGUCCGUGGUGCGAGCUUGCUUCAUCGUUUUUGCUCAAGGUCACGGCCUUCGGCAAGCAGCUGGACUGCUAGCCUGGGAGCUCAUCUUCCUCAUUCUGUUGCUCAUCUUGAGACCAGGGAGGGACAAAAAAUCGGACUGGUUCUACGUCAUCACUACGCUUUUGCGAAUGUUGACGUGGGCAGCUUGCAUCGCGUUGACGGAAGAAGCAAAUGUGCAAACGAUUCCCAGAGUCAUUGUAGGCUUUGUCGUCCUCGUCAUUACUGGUCUGCCGAUCAUCUUCCUCUUCUUUGUCACUCUGUGGGAUUUCUUUUCCGCUUUGCUGCCGAGCAAGAGGAGACCCAUCAAGGACAGAACCGAUCAUACUGGCAAGGAAGAAGUCGGCGAAAGCGGCUAUGCGUACGGCAAUGUCGCUGGAACAGGCCCUCGAGCUGCUCCUCACUCCUCCGAAGAAUCAGGGCUUGGAGCACAAGCCAACGUCAGACGAUCCUCCGACUCUACCGCUCCACGAGUCUGA